Porites evermanni is the source of this 1004-nucleotide messenger RNA. Lineage: Eukaryota; Metazoa; Cnidaria; Anthozoa; Scleractinia; Poritidae. The record is from the annotation of a GenBank genome assembly.
AUGCAGGGACCUUCAAGUAAGCCUUGUUCAUUUGUCUGGGUACUUUACACCGUUGUGUAAGUUAGUACAACACCUUAGAGGGUCAUCUCUUCGAUGUAUAUUUUUGGCAGUACUGUGAUAUUAGACGAGCAUUCUUUGCACAGGGGUUGGGGUGAGUAAGCCUACCUUCCAUGUGGUAGCGGACCGUUCAUAGCCUAGCAUGCCUAGCAGGUGUCGAAAAUGGAGGGGGAUUGGGGAGAGAGGCACCUUCUUUUUUCCCUUUUGUGCUUUCCCCCCCCUCUCUCUCCCCUUUUUGCGCCUACCCGACACGCAGGCUAUUCUUUAAGAGGUAACCUCCUACGCAGAUGUUCUUAGCGCUUCUUCAUCCGGUGGAACUCGUGACGAAGUCCUUAGAACGUCUGCGUACGUGGCUUAUUACCCCAGUAUCAGCUAUAGUGGAACUGCCCACCUACCCCUCCCUUAAGGCCAACAUUCUGCCCCAAGUGAGAAGUAAGUUUUAAUGUUGGUUUAGGGUGGAGGUAGGUGGGCAGUUUCCAAUAAACUUAUAAUGAUCCGUAAUAGUAAAAUAUAUGAAAAAGAACCUCGAUAUAUCGAAACCUCUGUGUAGCGAACCAAUUUUGCCGGUCCCUUGGCCGUUCGUUAUGUCUAGGUUCCACUGCAGCAAAAUUCCUACGGGCAGGGAGCAAACAAACUAAUUUUGGAAUCGGCUUAUCCUAUUUUCUUUUGCGUUAGAUAACAUCAAACUGCCUUUAGCAAGGAAUACCAUUCCACCUACAAAUAGAGCUGAUGAACUAAGCAAUAGACUACUUGGACAGUGUAGUAUUUCGGGGCCGCCACCAGAUCACACUUUUGCGGCAGCAUCCAAUGUAGCUGGUGAAUUCAAGAAUUCAACCGCACCUUCAAGGGGAAGUUCGUCGAAAGAAGCGCAACACAGAAAAGAAAUAUUUGUGAGAGGUGACUCCUUUCCCGACAGUGAUGUUUUGGUAAACCAAGAUCAGAGGUAG